UAAAUAUUGAUUAACCCUGUUAUUUUGUACUCACGAAUGUUUAAUUUUUGUUGAAUGAAUAGAGAAAAUAUAAAUAUAAUACAAUUAAUUUUUUGAGAGUUCAUUCUACUGUAAUUUUUUCAUGUAUGUAAUUAAGACCAGGGUAUUGCUCAAACCUGGGUGUUCCAAAAAUAUCUAUCUAAUCUUUUUUGAAGGUUCUCAUUUCAUGUAUUGAAUGUUCAAUUAACUUAAUAAUCCUACUUAAAACUUGUACAGAAUGUUAGAAAUUUAGGUAUAAGAGAAUGGAUUCAUAUGAAUUGCAUAAAGCACAUAAAAUUAAUGAAUCAGAUGAAGUUGCCUCCAGUUCAUCUCAUAAUACAAGUGAAAACGAUGGAAAUUCUGAGUUAAAGGAUGAGGUUUUUGAUUCAUAUCCAAAACCCACUUUUAAAAAUGCAUUACAGGCUAAAAAGAGAUUACAAGCUUUUGCUGCACAAAAGCUUUGGAGUUCUUCUAGUUGUAAAACAAAAUGUAAUGAAAAAUCCCUAAAUGAACAUAAUGAAUCUCAAGCUGUUUCAGUUGUGGGACUCAGAACAAAAAAAGAAAAUCCUAUGGAUAAAGCUAAGGCUACGAUUGAAGAGAUCGAACUAUUGAAACUAGCUGAGUUUUCCCAAUCAAUAUCUGUUGAGAGUGAAGAGAAGCUUAUACGUAGGUCCAGGUCUAAGUCUUCAGAGCCAGAGUUUGUUUUUCGGAAACGAGAAAGGAAAGUUAGAAAUUACAGGAGGAGUGACAAUUCUAGAAGAUCGCCUAGUCCUACUAUCACAACAGCUAGAGAGAAAUAUGCUGAAAAAUCUAAGUGUAAAUACCCAAGGAAUUGGGAAGAGUUCAUUCGGGAUAAGUGGACUUUUGAGAAAUUGAUGUGUAAAGAUUCUCAUUUUAAGAGCAAGAUCAGGAAUGCACCAAACGAUAUAUUUCGACAACUUCUCUUUGACACACCGCCAGCUCCAAUUAAACCAUUCCAUUAUAAAAAUGAAAGGGGUGAUGAUUUAAAUGUACCAUAUAAGUUUUUGAGGUAUACUUCAGCUAAACCCAGAAUCGCUUACAAUGUCAAUAUGUUCAAACAAAAGGAACCAUUUUUGAACAGACAUCAAGUCCUAGAAAGGACAAAUAGGGAUUUUAGAGUUAUAUUAGAGAAAUUCUACAGCAAAAAUAAAAAGAGAUGUAAGCCUAGUGAACCUAUCGGACAAAGAAAUUGGUACCAAAAAAAUUGGAGGGAUGUCGAUUCCAAAGUAUUAGAAACAUCUAUAGGUUUAUCUUUCCUCCAAACGUACUCCGACGAUGAAGAAGAGGAAGAACCAUAUUUAGAUCCCAACGAAUUGACCAGACAAGUAGAGAAGUUUAUAGAAGAGAAAAAAAGGGAUAAAGUAAAAUUGAACGAAAGAGUCGAAAGGGAAACCAGGAAGAUUGCAAACGAUUUUUUGCUCGAAGAUUUCGCAGAAAGAGCUGAUAGGAAGUCUAUUUCCUUACAUGUAAGUGAGACAGUGACGAAAAAAAAGGAAAACGUAAAAAUCGAAGAAAACAUGUCCUGGACGCCAGAGAGAAAACCGUUACCUACGGAAGAUAUGUGUCUCUUCCCACCGGAAAUGAAAAAACUGGAAUUCAAAUUAGACGAAGAAAAGGUUAAAAUCGCGGGCGAUAAAGACGAAAAGAUUGUAUCGGAAGAUGAAUGGGCCGAAACGCCCGAGAGAAAAUCCGCCGACUCCGACAAAGACAAAAAGAAAAAAAAGAAAUCGAAGAAAGGGUACAGUUCGGAGGAUUCAGAUUCGUCGGACGAGAAAAGAUCGAAGAAGAAGAAAAAGAGAAAAUUGGAGAGGAAGAAAAAACAGAGGGAGAAAGAGAAGAAAUCGAGGAAGAAGGAGAAACUCAAGGCGGAAAAAUUCAAGAAGGAGAAGAAGAAACAGAAGGAAAAGGAGAAGAAGAAGGAGAUUUUGAAAAAAUUGAAGAAGGAAUUCCUCGAAGAAGAAGAAAGGACGCAGAAACAAAUCGAGACACAAGUGAAAGUUGAAAAGUAUGAGGCUGCGGAACCUGAGGAAGACUUGAAGAAGUGCUUGAGAAAAACACAUUCCGAUCAAGGGAAUACGGAAAUGACGGAUGACAGGAGGUCCAAAAAGGAAGAACAAAUCGAAGAAUUGAUCGAGAUCAAGGUUAAGAAGGAGAAGCUUCCUUAUGAAAACAAAGAAGAGAAACAGGAGGAAAAUUUGUUACAAAUUAAGGAAAAGAACGAAGAAAAGUUGAUAGUUGACAAGGGUGACAAAGAAGAGAUGAUCCCCGGGGAAGAGACACCGGAUACCGAAGAAUACCAGUCGAACUGGGAGAGCGACGACGGAAUCUCCCCGAUCGUCAAACCGUCAUCGAAAAAAUCCAGUCGAGGUUGGGAGAGCGACGAGGAAGUGUUCGAGAGGGCCUUUUCGAAGAAACAACCGGGGGAUAAUCCUUUCGCAGGUUCCUCCCUUCUGGAGAUGCCGCUGGACAUCAAGUUUCCCAGACGCAGAUUCGGCAAACAGGAAAAGAGGAGAUCCAGGACGCGGUCGCCGGAGUAUCUGGACAUGGAGAAGGAGAUCAAGAUCCUGGCUGCGGAACGGAUGAACCUGAACAAGGAACGGAUGCAAUUGGAGAUGGAAAAGAUAAGGAUACACGAAUUGGAGAGGAAGAAAUCGAUGGAGGAGAUGGAGCAGAGGAGCAGGGGGGAUCCGUCCCCCGGCUGGCACAAGCCGCAGUCGAAUCACGACAAGUGGCAUACGAAGGACAGUUAUGUCGAAUCUAGGUCGAAGGAGAGGAGGGAAAAGGAAGAACAAGUACCUAGGAGUAAGGCUGGAGCGGAGAAACCGGACGAGACCACCGGCGUCGUCCUGACCGUCCACAGUUCCCCGGAGAUAACGUCCACCAAGAAGAGUCCCACGCACACCGUCCUCGAGAGCGUCUAUCAGGAGUUCAUGAAGGCCGUAACCGGCGGCGACGACGCCAGGGGCAUCGUGAUCAGCAGCACGGACGACGCGGACAACAAGACGCGACAACAUCAGCAGCAGCAACAACGGACGAAGGUGAAAUAUUCCAGAUCGCAGAGGGACAGGAACAGGAGGAGGAGCGUCGAGACCGCCGAAGAACCCCAACUGCUCAUCACCACCGAUCCGAAGAUACUGAACGAGAUACUGUUGCCGGGCGAGGCGCCCGAGGUACCACCGCCGGUUCCGGCGCCGGUGCCGUCGCCCAAGACGGAUCUGACGCAGAACUUGAUGCCCGUGGUGGUGAAGAGCGUCCCCCAGGUCAAGUUCGAUGCUGGGUCUACUGUGGAAGCUAGGGAGGUUCAAAGACUGUCGGAUGGUCCACAGGAGGCUUGUGACAAAUCUUCUCCCGUUAAACCUUUUUCUUUCUCCACCCUGGUGAUACCGUCGAAGAGAAGCCUUUUGGUGGAACCCAACUGGAAGUUAGACGAUGAUUCUGAAGAGGAACAACCCUCGAAUAGGAAAAUGGAAGACGUGGAAGCCGAACCGAUCGAACUUCAGCAAUCUAUCAACGAACCAUCGCAGGAAACUGAGAUGAUCGAGGGUCAAGACGAGGAAAAACUGUCUGAGGAAAGGAGAGAAAACCAACAGAACGAAGAGAUGAGAAUAGAAGAACGGUCCGAUAGAAGAAAACCUUCCAGGAGUAGGAGUCCCUUGGACACCUCGAGGGACAAGAGACGAAAACAGGACGACGGUGGUAGAAGGAGAGACGAGGAAAAGAGAAGAGAAUCGGGCGGUAGAAGAGGCGAAGAGGUCAGAAGAAGGGAGGGAGAAACGAAGGGAAGGGAUAAUAGGUCCAAGAGACCAUCCUCGCCCUCCAGACGCAGGGAACCUUCCCCGAGGAGGAGGAGGUUCUCGUCCCCAGUCCACAGACGUUCUUCGCCCCCUCGUCACAGGUCCCCGUCGAGAAGGGUCCAGUCCAGGAGGCCGGAAAGGAGCGACAGGAGGUCCCCCCCGGCGAGAACGAGCCCGAGCAAGAGGAGGAGGAGCUACUCGCCGCCGAGACCCAGCCCUCGAAGGAGGUCCCCCAGCCCCAGGGACGCCUCCUCGAAAUCGCCCAGGCUCAGCCCGAUGGAGGGUCUGAAACGGAGCGUGGCCGACUCGACCAUCAGCGACGACCUCCUCCCCCAGCUAUAUCCGGCGGAAAGACCGAGUUCCCCCUUGUGUAGUUCCACGCCGGCGCAGUCUUGCAGGAGGAUGAGACUGACGCUGUCGCCGAAGAGACCCUCGCUGGACGAGAGGAUCAACCAGGUGCUGGGCAUCGAGAGCCAACCGCCCCCGACGCAGACUUGGAGGCCGGCGGAACCGCAGACGGACCCGCGACAGAACGCCCUCUACUCCGGGUACCACCAACACGCUACCUCCAUCGACGUCGGGUAUCCUCCGAAGGUUCCGCAGGCUUCCAAGGUUUUACAGGUCGGCAACAACCUACAGGUGGUGCCCAGCGAAGAUCUGUGCGCGCCGCCCCCUCCUCCCCAACCAGUGCAAGCACCACCGUCUCAGAAGAUCCUCCAAGUCGGCAACAUGCUUCAAAUAGUACCCUCCGACAUGGAGCCUAUAAUUCCCCCGCCACCCCCUAAAGAACCGCCCAGAGAGACUCCGCCUCCCGUGGUUAAGACAGUUCCAGAUAGACAAUCAGCCGAAGACGUUUUGGUCGAGAGGAUGGCUGAAAGGACCAAGAAGAGGCAGGAAAAAGAGGAAAGGAGGAAAGAGAAGGAGAAAAAGAAGAAAGACAAGGAUAAAAAGAGGAAGAUGAGGUUGAAAGUUUCCACGGAAGAGAUGAUAAAGAGGGCGCUGGAAUUGGACGGUUACAUCGGUACCGAAGGGGAGAAUUUGAGCGCUAUGGUUCCUGAGGUGGUCAACGAUACCCCCGGCCUCGACCCCUCCAGAAGUAUCUUGUCUACCAGUACCUUGAGUUUGAAGUCCGACAGAGAAAGGAAGUCUGUACAAUUCGCGGACGGCGUACGCCCAGGUGAAGGUACAUCGCCAUCUGGCGGCGAAGAGCUAUCGUCCCCUCCACCUCAAACGGAAGUCCUGUUGAAGCCAAAGAAAUACAAGAGAUUGGGGUCGAUCAAGAAGAAAAAGAAGAAAAAACUGAAGGUGAAGAAGAUGAAAAAACAGCGGACGCCCCCACCGCCGUCCCCAACGGCGUCCGACGAAGAGUACGAGAAUCUACCUCCCCCAUCGCCACCUCCAGGUUCGCCUCCUUCUCACGUUUUCCCCCCAAGGGCAAAAGUUCACACUAUAAAUAAUAUACCCCAGCAUUAUCUGCCCUCGUAUGGUAUCACGACCGCCCCACAGACCCCAGUAGUUCAGCCACAGUCCAGGAUCAACCUGGCCUAUCAGACCCCGCCCACUGCCAUGUAUAGAACUCCGCCUCCUCAUGUGGCCAAUCAGCACUAUCCCCGAAUGGGCCACGCCCCGCCCAUGGGUAUGAACGUGCCGCCACCUACCGCGUCAAUGCAUCGAGAUCAACCACCUUACGGUACGUUUUGAUGCAGUUGGUUGACGAUGAAUUAAAUAGACUUUUAUGUACAUAAAAUUUUGUGAGAUGUUUUGAAAUAAAUGACUACCAUUGUUGGUUUUUACAGUGAG
Molecule: messenger RNA, 5633 nt
Organism: Coccinella septempunctata (seven-spotted ladybird)
Lineage: Eukaryota; Metazoa; Arthropoda; Insecta; Coleoptera; Coccinellidae
Product: trichohyalin-like
Exons: 16
Coding region: 282-5534 (1750 amino acids)
Source: RefSeq, a predicted model, not a curated record